Molecule: messenger RNA, 1171 nt
Organism: Salmo salar (Atlantic salmon)
Lineage: Eukaryota; Metazoa; Chordata; Actinopteri; Salmoniformes; Salmonidae
Product: stanniocalcin-2
Biological process (GO): intracellular calcium ion homeostasis
Cellular component (GO): extracellular region
Molecular function (GO): hormone activity
Source: RefSeq, a predicted model, not a curated record
UAGGCAGCAUCCCUGCGGUCCCAGCGCUCACUCUCUCUUUCUGUCUCACUCUCUGAGCUGCCCGCCUGAAUACAGUCUACAGCCGUGAGUGCAACUGAGUUACCACAGACAGACAGAGAGCAGACUGGCUGGUUGGACCGGCGCGUUUCCGAUACAACACUGCAUCAUUGUCUCAGAGCAGAGGGAAGGCAGACUUUAGCACAGGUACAUACUGGUCUUCACAGAUAGAGGCAGACAUGUUGUUUAAAUUUGCAAUAGUGUUGCUGGUUUUGUCAGUUUUGGAGCAAGUGGUGGGAUUGGAUAAUAUUGAUGUUCAUGACAACCCGUCAGAGAAACCGGCAAGCCAGAAAGGACGGAUGUCUCUGCAGAACACAGCUGAGAUCCAGCACUGUCUUGUGAGUGCAGGAGACGUGGGCUGCGGUGUGUUUGAGUGUUUUGAGAACAACUCCUGUGAGAUCAGAGGCCUGCAGGAGAUCUGUCUGACCUUCCUACACAACGCCGGAAAGUUCGACUCCCAGGGUAAGUCGUUCAUCAAGGAUGCUCUGAAGUGCAUGGCCCACGGCUUGAGACACAAGUUCAGCUGCAUCAGCAGGAAGUGCCUGGCCAUUAAAGAGAUGGUUUUCCAGCUGCAGAGAGAGUGUUACCUCAAACACAACCUGUGUUCUGCAGCCAAGGAGAAUGUUGCUGUCAUGGUGGAGAUGAUCCACUUCCAGGACCUCUUCCCUAAAGGGCCGUAUGUGGAGCUGGUCAACAUCCUACUGAGCUGUGGGGAGGAGGUGAAGGAGGCCUUAACCAGAAGCGUCCGGCUGCAGUGUGAGCAGAACUGGGGGGCUCUCUGUGACAGCCUGAGUGUCUGCUCUUCCCUCACCCCCCCUCCCGGUCAGGCCCCCGCCUCCCCCGACCACCGCCGCCACAGGUCCCCCCACUCCGAGCCAGACCACCCCAGACCCCCCCGACAGGGGGACAAGGACAAGCCCAGUAAAGGCGGCUUCAACGCCCACCCCCGCAGCCGCAGCCAGGGUCCCCGUCGACAGAGCCCCGAGGCUGGGGUGGUGGCGGAGCAGGAAGGCCCUGAGGCCACAGACAUCCGGAGGUGAAAGAAACAUUGGACCCAAACUAUCCAGAGCUCUCCCUGACUGUGUCACCAUCAUAGCCCCCCCCCCCCCGCACA